AUUGCCUGUCUUCGAUUGGACAGCUCAGCGUCGCCAUGCCAACACAUCUCUGCGUGACAGCUAAGCCGCCUCGUAAGCUGCUGAACCAUCGCGAGUAACCCCCUUAAAGCUCCUCAAAAAGACAGUAGCCAAUCACAACUCACAUGCUGGAGUCACCUGUCCUCUGGUUUACCGCGAGAUACCGUCUUUAAGCUCAUGAUGCAUGUGAUCAGCUCCGUCUUCUUACGCUCCAUCUUCAUUAUCUGGUCUUGGUCAUCGCUCGUCUCCAGGCUGCAGGUAUUCUGAUCUUCCUCUAAGCACCUGUGAUUAGUCAACGCCGCCUCCUCUCGCGCCUCGCGCAGUGUUCAUCAGUCGUUCAUAGUUGCUCGUGCCAAGACUGAGCACAUCAGAAUCUGAAAGGCACCUUACGGAGAACAGUCGCCGUUGAACUGAUGACGAAGACGCCAAGCACCAUUGAAGCUAAUUGCAGCUAGGCCCAAGCCUGGUGGUAUACCUACAAAUCUUGGUUUUCCAGUUUUGUUUGACUUCAUUCUGCUCUGACAAGAACGAGGUGUUUCAAAGCGGAGCGAUUUAAGCGAAAGGACAAAUCUGCUGUACAGUUGACGAUGUCAUCGAAGGAUGUUUAAUGAAACACUUCGAGCUUGUACCACGGCGUGCAGUGGCAAAUGACGAACUGUGCAUCGAAGCCUUAACGACGUAUAGAUCCGUGUGACAGAUCUGCGGGCUUCACAAGUCCAGGUGUUUUGUGUACUUCUAAGUCGUCGGAGACAUCCCAUGGUCAGAGAUAAUUGUGACAGAGCCAUCAGAUUGUGUUUUCUCCACUGUACUAGAAUCAUCGCCCUCCCCGGUCGUGUAUCUGGAGGAUCCUACUCUUCCAGCUGAGCUGGCCGGAUAAUUGACCUGCUAUACUACGAACGGGAAAGACAUGUUUUCCCUGCAGUUGGAAGCAAAUGCACGUCUUUCGUGCUGGCCGUCCUCCUGCCGUAGAAACUCUCCGAGUGGGUUUCAUCUUUGAAGAUCUGGUAAACAGUGUGUGACCUACUUUUCGAGGAGGAGAGCGGUGGUGGGCUGGGACGGAGCAGAGGGCGAUCAUAGAGUGCGUGAUUGUGCGUCUACGGUGCGGCACGCGCUCCGCUAGUAUCGUGUUCCCGUGUCAUUGUUGAAAGCGUUUUAUCGUAAGAUGGAGGGAUGCUUUGUCGCCGAUGGCAACAGGACGGAAUACUACAAUGAGAAAUCACCGCUAAAGUUGAGGAUCUUACAGGUGAAGAACGAUAUCGGGUGUCAUUUGUGAGAACUGCAACAUAGGUAUUGUAAUUUGAGGUGUUAUUUUGGAGGAGUGUUUUUGGAAAGGAUUAUUUUGGACCAGAGAGCAGCAUGGGGAAGUUUGCGUUGCUGAUGCUGGUACCUUCAUUACUGUGCUUUAUUUGUGUUGGGUCUGAUGACCACGAGGAUAUUGUCUUAGGACUCUUGCUGCCGUUCAGCGGGCAGUGGCCGGUAGGCAGGUACAUUGCCGGUGCUAUGACCGUGGCGGUAGACAACAUCAACCGGGAUCCGAACCUCCUGCUUGGCCGCAACUUGACCUUCAUCUGGAACGACACCCGAUGCGUUGGCAAAGUCGGGCUGUACGAAGCCGUCAACUUGUGGCUGAAUGUCCGACGGCUGCACGCCUUUAUCGGCGGCGGCUGCGACGUGGUAUGCGAGCCGGUCGGCCUGCUGGCCUCGGCCUGGAACCUUCCCAUGAUCUCCUGGGGCUGCUCCAGCCUGCAGCUGUCUAACAAGGACGACUACAACACCUUCACGCGGACGGUGGGGCCCUACACCAAGAUGGCGCCCAUGUUCAGCCGGAUCAUGAGCAGUUACGGCUGGGGGCGGGCUGUCAUUCUGACCUCUAGUGAGAACGUUUGGCAGACGACCUCCUACGCUGUUAAGCUAGACCUAGAAAGUAACGGCUUCACUGUCAGCAAUUUUGUUACCUUCAGCCCGGGGCACGAGAAUAUCAGCGGCAGGGAACAGAAACAGCACGUGGACAUUAUCAAAGAUGCUAAAGAAUCAGCACGGAUUUUCAUGCUAUUCGCCUACGGGGGCGACAUCCGCGACCUGAUGCUGAACGCCUUAGACCUGGGCCUUCUCAACGGCGAGUUCGCCUUCAUCUGCGUGGAUGUGGUGGAGGACGCCAUGUACGGCCGCAACACCUGGAUGGGCGAGGACGGGCGGGACGCCGACGCCGCUCAGGCCUUCGACGGCCUGCUGAACAUCCACAUCAAGACGCCUGACGUGGACACGUACGAGGGCUUCAAGGCGGAGGUGCGGCGGUGGGUAGCAGAGGAGCCUUUCAACAGAGCCAUGAAACCCGAAGAAAAGGUGGACGUGCACGCGGGUCCAUUGUAUGACGCAGUUUGGCUGUACGCCUUAGCCCUUAACGAUGUGAUCGCAGAGGGAGGAGACGAGUAUGAUGGAAAAGCCGUCGCCAAGAAGAUGAGGAACACAAAAUUUGAAGGUGUGGACGGCAACGUGACUAUCGACCAGAACGGCGACCGGGACCCCGACUACGCCUUGCAGGACCUCCACAACAGAAAUUUUGUGGACUAUGCCAACUACAACCACGAGACCAAACAACUGAUCUUCCGCGACGACUUCAGCCCGACAUGGCCCGGGGGCGGCACAGUGCCACCGACCGGGGAGCCUGAGUGCGGCUGGGAUAACGAAUUCUGUCAGACAAAUACCGUUGCCAUAGUUAUCGGUGUGUCCUGCAGCCUUGUCGUUUUGGCCAUAAUAGCUGGAUGUGUCACAGGAUAUUUCUACAGGCGAGUCAAACGGGAAGCCGAGUUGCAGUCGAUCAACCUAUGGCGAGUGAAUUUUGAGGACGUGGUGUUCGACACCAAGAAGACUUUGUCAAUCUACUCUGCAGGAUCACAGUCGAAUGGACGGUGUUCCAUGGGGAGCAAUAAUCGGCUGUCUGGGGGACGUAGCACGGCGGCAUCCACCCAAACUGACAUACAGAGAUUCUGCGAGUAUGCCUUGUACAAGGGCUACAUAGUCGCGAUCAAGAACGUCAGGAAAAAGAGCAUAACACUGAGCAGAGAACAACUAAUUGAAAUAUCAACGGUGAGAAAUCUCAAGCACGAGAACAUUAACCCAUUCAUUGGUGCCUGCAUCGACCAGCCCAACAUCUGUAUCUUGAUGGAGUACUGUCAUAAAGGCAGCUUACAGGAUGUGUUGGAAAAUGAUGAUAUAAAAUUGGAUGAUAACUUCAAACUCUCCUUUUCCAUGGACAUCUGUAAGGGAGUCCAGUACCUGUUCAGCACAACGCUGAGAUCCCACGGCAGACUGAAGUCUUCCAACGUCUUGAUCGACAAGCGAUGGACCUGCAAGCUGACGGACUACGGGCUGGCACUGUUCAAGAGCGGCCAGACUGACGUCUACGAGGAUAUAGAGCAUGACGUGUACAAAGCUUCACUUUGGACAGCACCCGAGCUGUUGAGAUGUCCCCCGGCUGUAUCCAACGGGACGCCAGAGGGCGACAUUUACUCCCUCGGUAUCAUUCUCCAGGAGAUCGUUAUGCGGGGUGGGCCGUACUGCACGCAGGCGCUAGAACCAAAAGAAAUUGUGACGGCGGUCAAGAUGGGUGCGCGACCGGUCUUCCGUCCCGUGGUGCCCCGGGAUGCCUGCCCAUCUCAGAUGAUGGAGUUGAUGGAGUCUUGUUGGGCCGAGAAGCCGACAGACCGGCCCAGCAUCUCCAGGGUCAAAUCAACCAUCCAGAAACUCUCAGGCGGCAAGGCGCAGAAUCUGGUGGACAACAUGAUCGGGAUGAUGGAGAAAUACGCGGACCACCUGGAGGAAUUGGUGAACGAGAGAACGCAGCAACUGGAGGAUGAGAAGAAGAAGACGGAUCAGCUGCUGCAUCAGAUGUUACCAAGGUCGGUAGCGGCUCAGCUGAAACGCGGCGACCUAGUGACGGCGGAACAAUACGAGCAGGUUACCGUGUAUUUCAGCGAUAUCGUGGGCUUCACACGGCUAGCAUCAGAGAGCACUCCCUUCCAGGUUGUGGAACUUUUGAACGAUCUGUACACUCUUUUCGACGACACGAUUGAUAACUACGACAUUUAUAAGGUAGAGACUAUAGGUGACGCCUACAUGGUAGCGUCGGGCGUACCGGAGCGUAACGGCAAUCGGCACGCGGCCGAGAUCAGCAGCCUGGCCCUUGACCUCCUCAGCUCCGUUAAAUCCUUCAGGAUCAGGCACCGGCCACACCAGCAGCUCCAACUGCGAACCGGCGUGCAUACGGGUCCAGUAGUAGCUGGCGUCGUUGGUCAAAAGAUGCCUCGCUUUUGUCUCUUCGGGGACACCGUUAACACUGCGUCCCGUAUGGAGUCAAAUGGACUAGCCUUGCGCAUUCACAUCAGCACGAGCACGCGUGACGUCCUGGAUCAGAUCGGCGGGUUCAAGAUAGAGUUACGGGGAGAGAUCAACGUUAAGGGCAAAGCUCCGAUGACGACAUAUUGGCUCAUAGGGAAGGACAAAUCGGAUUACGACUUACCGGACCUGUGCCUUGCCGCCAGCCCGAGUGAUCAAAGCGACCUGACAGAUGAACUGCCGGGAGCCGUGACCGCUGACACGGUCGAGGCCUGAAGGUUUGCACAGACUGGAAGCCCGAUAUACUUAUGAGGACAGGAAAGCCAUAAAAGGCUUCGGAAACCGUGUUGGUUUCAUGCGUCUUGCCGAUGCUCAUCCUUCCAAUAUUUGCCCAGUACUCCAGUAAGUGUACAUACGGAAAGUAAUGCCGAAUGUGCACCAGUAACAGUGGAGCUUGCUUAUCAUGCUGACAUCCUGCCACAAUCAGUUAUGAUGGGUAGGGCUGCAGCCAUUUCCCUCGGUCCUGUGCAAGUUCUUGUGCAUUAUCCAUAUAGAUGCCCAUCUUCGUAAGAACCUCCUUUACGUGGUCAAACCAUCUUUUCCUUGGAGCCCCUCUGGGUCUUUUGCCUACGACUUGCCCUCUAAUUAUCAAGUUCGGGUAUCUUUCAGAAUGCUUUCUCAGAGCAUGCCCUUACCAUGUAAGUUUGCGCUUGUUGAUUAUAUCGCUGACCAGAUAUUGCUGAGCAUUACUAAGAAUGUCUUGAUUUGUGACUCAGAUAGGGAAAAUAAAAGCAAUGGCGGUCAUUCCCGCUGCCAUUGCUUGUUAUUCUACCUGCUUUUUUGUGUGCAAAAGGACAAAUCUGCAAUAGCCCUGUAGCCAAAUAUCUUUCUUAGGAAAUACUCGGUCUGUGUGCCAAAUACCAUGCUUGUUUCAUCAAAGGCACAAUCCCCGCACCUAUCUGCCGCACUAUAAGUAUUUUGAUAUAGUUGACCUCAAAUUGAGGUCAUGACGACAAACGAUAGACUGUCUGCUCUCUGACUCUAUAAUAUGAGUGUGAUGAGUCGGUGUUCGGACGGGAUGUGCUAACUACGGUAAAUGGAAGAUUUGAACUUUAUACGCGGCAUUCCAAGCCACAUUAACACGUGAUACACUGCGAAAACUGCAGUGUUAAAUUUACACCAUUGGUAUCUAUAUAGGACCAUCUGGUGUUAAUUUUACUGGUGUUGUCCUUUAUAGAUACCGAAUGGUGUUAAAUUAACACUACAGUUUUUGCAGUGUAGUGGGAAACAUAGAUGAUCCGAAAAUUAAUAUUCUGACACAUGCGACGCAUUAUGGGUAGCCCCAGGCCUAACUGUAUCUUGCCAUGAAGUGAACGAGAUGUCGAUCAUUUUGAGCUGAACGAACAUGCUGAAAUCAUUGGCUCCCGGUCAAAUGAAUUGUUUUGUCAUUGACUGGCGCCCUCUAUCGAGAACUUUGCAAUUUUAAUGAAAUGCUAUUCAGAGGGCAAAAUAUUUUGAAAACCAAUUCACAUCACACGUUGACUAACCCUGAUAGUUCCUUAAAGUGGUACACAUUGCUAAACACUAUUAGCAAGAACUUGUUUUUUCUCGAUGGUGAGCAUAAUUUCGAUAACUUUUGGAGGGAUUUUUACAAUUGUUUGAAAAUAUCCUGAUCUGUAGCAUGAACAAUGUAUGUAAAUAACAACACAAUUUAUGUUUAACUACUGUGGUUUAUUAUGCACAUACUCUCAGGGCACUUUCAAUGUAACUUUUAUAGAUUCGUGCAAUAUGGUGUCAGUAUUAAAAUGGUGAAUUGUUUAAUUAUAGCAUGACAAUUUUUUUGUAAUUUGAAUGAGAAUGGCGAGUCGGUGCAUCGUAUUGAUUCGAGGUUUUAAUUGGAUUGUGUGCAAUAGUUUUAGAAUAUCUUUAUAUACAUUGUUUUCGAGAAACAAAUACCCUAACACAAACGAACAAUUGAUUAUAUAUGCAGAUUGAACCAUUGAUUUGGUGUGAAGAUAGUAGAGUUCGGAUUGACAAAGUUUUAUGAAAUAGUGCUCAGAAAUGCCACGAGGGCCUUAAGUUACAAAUCAAAGAUGUGAUGUGACUAUUCAUUUUGUAAUUGAGCAAUAUUGAGAUAACGAUAACAAACACACCAGAA
Molecule: messenger RNA, 6511 nt
Organism: Patiria miniata (bat star)
Lineage: Eukaryota; Metazoa; Echinodermata; Asteroidea; Valvatida; Asterinidae
Product: atrial natriuretic peptide receptor 1-like
Exons: 22
Coding region: 1375-4629 (1084 amino acids)
Biological process (GO): intracellular signal transduction; receptor guanylyl cyclase signaling pathway; cGMP biosynthetic process
Cellular component (GO): membrane
Molecular function (GO): peptide receptor activity; protein kinase activity; ATP binding
Source: RefSeq, a predicted model, not a curated record